AUGUCAAGCGAUCAAUUGAACCGCUUGUUCUCGAGUCUUGACAUCGACCCCGACGAAAUUGCGAGGGAUGCUAAUGCAUCAACGCUCGAGUUCGAUGCAGACUCCGAGCAUGGGCAAGACGACUCAGACGGGGGAGAAUCGGCACUGUCUAGCAAUAUUAUCGCUCAGCCUCGGAAGUUCGCAAAGAGCCCGGGUAUCAUGGUCAAGAGCCCAGUCGGCAGGGGGGCUACACUUGACGCGAAAAGAGGGAAGGAUGACCCCAAGUUCACCGCUGAGGCGUAUGAGUACGAGGAGAAGUGUAAGGGACGCUCCCACUUCUGCUUUGAUACUAGUGACGAGAUUGAUAUUGGCAUCCACGAGACCACCGGCAACAAGGUCGUCAAGAUUUACAAACCAACUUUGAAAGAGCUGGAAGACAGGGUGCGAAAACUGCUGGAAGAUGACAAGUACGCUCGUGUUCAUCCUUGCAUCGAAAAGUUCCUGAGGGUUCACAUCGAAGAGGGAGAACCAUUGCCUGUCAAGUUGACCAACCUUUGCGGGGGUGACUCGCGCAAUAACAGGAAGAUUGCGCGGUACCGCUUCGUCACGCUGAACAAGGUUCUGAUGCGGUCUUCGAAGUUUCAUUUUGCAUGGCCCUACUUUGCCUGUAAGACAGGUCCGCGCCGCAAAAUGAUCCUUCGGGAUCGCGUCCCAGACGACAUGUGCACUUUGGCGGACGAUCGUGUCGAGCAACAAGAUCACGCCGAAAGUGUGAAGUUGUGUCGUCAAGCGCGUCUUUUGACAUUGGCGGAUCUCGGACCGGACCCGCGACCCGCCACUUGCGAAACAGAUCCAGUUGUCGAAGACAGAUAG
This is a messenger RNA of Filobasidium floriforme, 852 nucleotides long. RefSeq lists its product as uncharacterized. NCBI's taxonomy places the organism in Eukaryota, Fungi, Basidiomycota, Tremellomycetes, Filobasidiales, Filobasidiaceae. The transcript has 4 exons. The record is from RefSeq and is a predicted model, not a curated record. Bases 1 to 852 code for a protein of 283 amino acids.